AUUUGUCUUUCCGCCAUGUCUAUUACCGCAGCUUCCUUCGCCGCGCCCCCCUCCUCCUCCUCCCUGCCGCUGCUACCCAGACGGCCGUGUCGGAUACCUAGGCCGGGGAGGGUCUCCCGCCGCCUGGCAGUGCGGGCGGACGUCAAGCUGAUAUCUUCCGGCGACGCCUGCCGCCGCGGGCUCGCCGCAGGCAUCCACAAGCUCGCUGACGCCGUCGCGGUCACCCUCGGCCCCAAAGGGAGGAAUGUCGUGAUUGACCAAGAUGAUGUUCCUAAAGUAAUUAAUGAUGGUGUCACGAUCGCCAAGGCUAUAGAAUUACCAAAUGCAAUUGAGCAUGCAGGCGCAAUGCUACUACAAGAGAUUGCAUCCAAGACAAACAGUAGUGUCGGUGAUGGAACCACAACAGCGAUUAUUUUGGCUCGCGAAAUAAUGAGCCUUGGGUUAUUGGCUGUUGCCAGCGGUGCUAACCCAGUUGCUUUGAGAAAGGGCAUUGACAAAGCUGUUCAUGAACUGAUUGUGAUCUUGAAGGCAAAAUGUAUCCCUGUGAGUACAAAGGAGGACAUAAAAGCCGUAGCUUCAAUAUCAGCUGGCAAUGAUGAAUAUGUUGGUGAUCUAAUUGCUGAUGCAUUGGAGAAGAUAGGUCCUGAUGGAAUAAUCAAAAUCGAGUCCUCAUCUUCGAUAUAUACUACAGUUGAGGUGCAAGAAGGGAUGAAGAUAGACAAGGGUUACAUCUCCCCUCAUUUUAUCACAAAUCCAGACAAAGCAAUUGUCGAAUUUGAAAAUGCUAGAGUGCUUUUAACUGAUCAACGGGUGAACGAAAUCCAAGAGAUACUUCCUUUGCUGGAGAAGACCACCCAAUUGAGUGUCCCUUUGUUGAUUAUUGCCGAGGAUGUUUCACAUACCGUCUACUCGACUCUGGUUCUUAACAAACUGAAUGGUUUGCUAAAUGUUGCGGUUGUCAAAUGUCCUGGUUUGGGAGAUGAAAAGAAGGCUAUUCUGCAAGAUAUAGCCAUUAUGACAGGUGCAGAUUUCUUUGUCAGUGAUCUUGGUUGGGGGCUUCAAGCAAUUACUUCUGAUCAGCUUGGUAUGGCUCAGAAGAUAACUAUCACUAGUGAAUCUACAACUAUAAUUGCACAUCCCUCUAUGAGACCAGAGAUUGAGGCCAGGAUCAUGCAACUAAAGAAAGAUGUUCAGGAAACAACAAGUGCCUAUCUAAAAGAAAGGUUUUCUGCAAGAAUUGCUAAACUUUCAAGAGGUGUUGCAGUUAUCAAGGUCGGAGCAGCCACGGAAGCUGAACUUGAGGAUAGGAAAUUGAGAGCGGAGGAUGCAAAGAAUGCAACUUUUGCAGCCAUUAGCGAAGGCAUAACACCUGGUGGUGGAGUAACAUAUGUUCAAUUAUCAAAGCAUAUUCCCAGUAUCAUGGAUCUUGUGGAUGACCCAGAAGAGAAGAUUGGUGUUCAUAUUGUGGGCAAGGCACUCCUUGUCCCUGCUAUGACGAUAGCUCGCAAUGCUGGUGCAGAUGGUUCGGCUGUUGUAGAGAAGAUUCUGGAAAGCGAGUGGCGAGUUGGGUACAAUGCGAUGACGGACAGGUUCGAAGACCUCGUUGAUGCUGGUGUGGUUGAUCCAUGCAGGGUUGCAAGAUGUGUGCUCCAGAACUCUGCUUCUAUUGCUGGGCUGAUUCUGAUGACCCAAGCUAUGAUGUUUGACAAAGUAAAGAAGAAAAAGUCGCCCAUUCCUGAGAUCCCAGGCCUCCCGCCGUUACAGAUAAACCAAAAUGCUUAAUUAGGUCCGCACAAUUGUUAUCCUGUUAUUACCAAAGAAUGUUCCGUGAUGCGAAGUUCAUUCUGGUCCGGCUGUGGAUGUUUGGAUGAGCUGAGCUAAGAACAGACAGUGGCCAGUGGGCCCUUGAAGUACAUCAUUGGCGACAACUUCUCUCGUGAGUAACACUAGCGAAUGUAUUUUUGUUCUUAUGGUUCUGAAGGGUAGGUCCAAGGUGGUUCUGAAGGGUAGGUCCAAG
Messenger RNA from Lolium rigidum, 2017 nucleotides. RefSeq names its product ruBisCO large subunit-binding protein subunit alpha-like. Gene Ontology annotation, molecular function: ATP-dependent protein folding chaperone; ATP binding. Gene Ontology annotation, biological process: protein refolding. The transcript has 8 exons. The record is from RefSeq and is a predicted model, not a curated record. The coding region runs from base 16 to 1782 and encodes 588 amino acids. NCBI's taxonomy places the organism in Eukaryota, Viridiplantae, Streptophyta, Magnoliopsida, Poales, Poaceae.